This is a messenger RNA of Dictyostelium discoideum AX4, 6549 nucleotides long. RefSeq lists its product as hypothetical. NCBI's taxonomy places the organism in Eukaryota, Evosea, Eumycetozoa, Dictyosteliales, Dictyosteliaceae. The record is from RefSeq and is a predicted model, not a curated record. The transcript is spliced from 9 exons. The coding region runs from base 1 to 6549 and encodes 2182 amino acids.
AUGUAUACUCGAAAUAAUGAUCCUUUUUUUAAAGUUAUUCAUAAUAAAUUUUUAUUAAAACAUAUUUUUAAAUUUGUUAAUGAAAUCAAUAAAAGUAAACAUUUGAUAUCAAUUGGAUAUUCAGAUAUUGAUAGUGUUGAAUGGAUGAUUGAAAAUCGACAUAAAUCAUUACUUUUUUAUAAAAUUAAAUCAAACUAUAAACAUUUAACAUUUAAUAAACAAUCAAUUGUAUCAUUUUUUAAAUUAAUAUCAACACCAUCAUCUCAAAAUACAAUAAAUUCAUCGUCGUCGUCAUCAUCAUCACCAACAAAAUCAAUUAAUAAAAUCUUAACAACUACAACAUUACCACCAAUACCACCAAUACCAUUUUCAUUUUCUUCUUCCUCUUCCUAUUCUUCUUAUCCAUCGUCAUCAUCGUCAUCAUCAUCAACAACAAUAACAAACAAUAUUAUAAAAAGUUAUGAAUUUGAUGCAACACAACCAAAAGAGAAUGAAAUUAUAUUGAAAAAAACAUUUGAAAAUUAUUUUCUAAAUCAAUUACAAUAUUAUGAUAUGAUUAGUUUAUUAUCAGAGAGUGGUAAUUUAGAAGCAAUCAAAUUAUUAUGGUCAUUAUAUCCAAAUUAUAGUUUUAAUGAAUUAGCAAUUGAUAAUUCAAUUUAUUGUGGUCAAUUUUCAAUUUUAGAAUAUUUUUUAUUAAAUAAACAACAACAACAAUCAACAACAACAUCAUCAUCAUCAACAGCGCCACAAUCAAAUAGCAAUCAAAAUAAUAUAAAAUAUACAGAAUCUAGAUUACUUGGUAAUGCAUUGGCAUCACCAAAACGUAAUCAAAUAAUUAGAUUUUUAAUUGAUAAAAAGAUAUUAAUAUCAGGUGUAAAAUCACAAACAUUUACACAAAAUGAUUAUAAAUCAUUAGAAUCUAAUUUAUAUCAAUUAGAUUUUAUAGUUAUACAAUAUUUAGAAUCAAUUGGAUUAUUUAAUCAAUAUUCAAAAACAAUUUAUAAAAAUAAUAAUCCAUUAAUAUUAUUUAAAAAAAGACAAAAUCAAAUUAUAAAAUAUAAUAAUAGUAUAGUUGAUAAAAUAAAUAGUAGUAGCAGUAAUAAUAAUAAUAAUAAUAAUAAUAAUAAUAAUAAUGAUAAUUCAAUAAUAAUUAAUAAAAUGAAAAUUAAAAAUUUAAAAAUUAUUGAUGAAUAUAAUUUAUUAGUAACUAUUUGUCAAAUAUUUAUAUAUUAUCAAAAGAAAUUUAAUGGUUAUGAUUAUGGAUCAGAUUUGAAUUUAUCAGAAUUUCAAUUUCAUAAUACACAACCAACACCACCAGAUUCAGUUAUAAUUGAACAGUUUAAAAGAUUAUAUAUAUUAUUUAUAAAGGUAGUAUUGCUACAAAAUCAUAAACAUGAUAUGUUUACAGAGGAGGAUGUUUAUAAGAUGAUCUCAAGAUAUGCAAUUCAAUUCAAUGAUGUAACUCAAUUGAAAUCAAAUUUACCAUUGGGUAAAGCGUAUCGUGAUAAAUAUAGAUUCUCAUGUUUAUUUGAAAUGUGUAUUGAAUAUUUAAAUUCCGAUAUCCUAUUGGAAUUGGUUAGACAAUAUUCAAAUGGUAGUGGUGAUUAUUCAUUCUUUUCAUUCAAGAUUGGUGAAAGACUUUAUUCAAAACCUUUGAAAUCUAGAUUAAUAAGAUCAACACCAAAAAAAGUAAUUGAAUCAAGAAAAGAGACAAUUUCAUUCAUUGAACGUUUAAUUCAACAUUAUGCAUCAUCAUCAUCUGCAACUAAUAAUUUAAAACGUAGAAGUUAUUCUGGUAUACCAAAAGUUAGUAGUGUUGAAGGUUUAUUAACUUCAAAUCUUUUAAAAACAUCUGGUGGUUUAAUUUGUAAUGAUAACAGUGGUAAUAGUAAUAGUAAUAAUAGUAGUAAUAAUUUAGAUAAUAUAACAGCAAAUAAUAAUGUUAUAUGUUGUGGUAAUGAAGAUAAUUUAAUAACAGUUAUAGUAUCAUUAUUUGAAGCAUUAAUAUCUUAUUAUCCAUUAGAAGAUAUUGAAUAUGUUUUUAAAUUAAUGGUUGAUAAUGAAAUUGGUGAUUAUGUCGAUGCAUUUGGUACUUUGAAAGUUUCAAAAAAUGGUUCAUGUUGUGCUGCAAAUCGUGGUAAUAUGGAGGUGUUUCAAUUUGUUUAUCAAAAUCGUCAACAAUUCUUUUGGGAUGAACAAGUUUUCAAUUAUUCACUUUCAAAAAGUCCAGAGAUUGUAUCAUUCCUAUUAAAGAAUAUGGAACAUAUAAUUAAUUAUCGUACUUCAUUCGAUACGGCUACCAUCUAUUGUAAUUGGAAUAUUAUAAAGAUAUUGGAUUCAAAUUCAAAGUUUGAAUGUUGUGAACAUUCAUUCAUUAGAUCUCUAAGAAUUAAUGAUACAAUUUUCAAUUAUUUAUUCUUUUCAAGACGUGAACCAAUACCACCAUCAAUUAAAUUCUAUCUUUCACGUAAACUUUUAUCAAUACUAUUGAAUAUACCAAAACAAUACUUUCAAAUUAAUCAACAUAGAUUUCAAGAUUCAAUGAGUGAAAUCAAUGAAAUUCUUUUAAAGUUAACAGAUAUCAAUUAUUUAGCAUCAAAUUAUUUUUAUAGAGAAUUCAUUCAACUCUUACAACAGAAUAAAGCUAAUCCAUUAUUUAUCACUUCAAUUUAUUCAACUAGUUUGGUACAAUUAUUCUCAAGAAAUCAAUAUAGUCAAGUGAUUAAACCAAUUCUAUCAAUAUUAUAUCCAGAUUUAUCUUUUCUUCAAUCAACUCGUUUAUCAAAUUCAUUAUCAUUAAUUUUAAAUAAUUUCAUUAUUAAUAAUCAAUUACAUGUAAUUAAAAAAUUAAUUAAAGAUUUUUCAUUUCUUUUUAUUGAACCAUCCACUCAAGAGAUUUCUCAAUUCACAACAACAGCAAUUCAAGAUUAUCAAAUUGAUAAUUGGUAUAAUGUUUAUAUUAAAUCAUUACCAAUGAUAGCUUUAGAACAUCAAGAAUAUAAUAUAUUCAAUUAUUUGGUUUUCAAUUCAACCAUUUCAAAUUUAUUAUGGUCACAACAACAAUUAACUCUUGACCAAAUGGAUAGAUUAACUCUUAUUAAUACAUUACAUAAUUGUCCUUUAUCUUUUAUUGAUCAUUUAUUCAUUAAAUUUGAUCCAACAAAAUUAGUUUCAAUUUUAAUUGAUAAUAUUCAUUUAGAAUUUCCAACAUUAAUAAUAAAUAAUAACAAUAAUAAUAAUAGUAAUAAUAAUAGUAAUAAUAAUAAUAAUAAUAAUAAUAAUAAUAAUAAUAAUAAUAAUAAUAAUAAUAAUAAUAAUAAUAAUAAUAAUAAUAAUAAUAAUAAUAAUAAUAAUAAUAUUAAUAAUAAUAAUAAUAAUAAUAACGAUAUUAAAAUUAAUGCUUUAUCAAAUUCUUCAAUACCAAAUGUAAAAUAUAUUUAUUUAAUACUCAAUAGUGAUAUUUUAUAUACAUUACCUUCAACUGUAAAGAAAUUACAUUUGGAAAGAUGCACUGGUUUAACCAAUGUAACUCAAAAAUUACCGCCAUAUGAUUAUUUAGAGAUAAUUACCUUUUCAUCAGAUACUUUCAUAUUUUAUAUGUCAUGGAUUCAAAAUAUUAAAGAGUUUUAUUUUUAUAAUGUUGAAUUUCCAUAUACUUUAAAUACAACUUUUGUUACAGAUUUUGAAAAUAUUGAAAAUUAUACCAGACUAGAUUACAUGGGCUUCUCAACAAAUGAAAUACCUGAUCUUACUGGUUUUUCAUGUGGUGUUGAUAUGCUUUUAGGUUUUGCUUUUAAAAGUUCAUUUGAAAAAUUAUUAACAUUUAGUGGUGUUAAAGAUAUGAUGAUUUGGUACUAUACAAGACCAAUAGAUAUACCAACACAAUUAUUACAAUUAAGUGGAAUGCAAAAUUUGCAAAUUAAUAUAAAUUUUAAAGUACCAUCUUAUCAAUAUGAUUUCUCAAAUUUAACAUCAUUAUCAAUGCUUCAACUUAUGGAUAAAUCAACCAAUACAAAUAACUUGGGAAGAAAUGGUUUACCAAUUUCAAAAUUACCACCAAAUUUAAAAGAAUUUUAUUAUGCAGGAAUUUUAAAGAAAUCACCAUCAAUGGAAAUUUUUAAAGAUGUUAAAAUUGUUGAUUUCUCAUUAUGUGAAAUAAAUGAUACAUUAAAAGAUGUUUUCUUACCAACAACUUAUUCAACAAAUAAUUUAUAUUUUGAAAACAAUAAAUUAUAUGGUUUAAUUCCUCAAUCAUACUGUAAUGUAAUUACAGAUUUUAGCGAUAAUACUUUAACUGGUGAAAUUCCAAAUUGUUUCACGUGUUAUUUUAAUGAUACUGAUUCUUUAGUGAAAAAUAAAUUUGCAAAUAAUAAAUUCACAAAUUAUGCGACCCAAGGUCCUUGUACAACAAUGAAACCAAAUUUAUUAGUUAAUGCUACAACUUUAAUAUUAUAUGGUGAAUCUUUAGGUUUUAAUGGUAGACUUAUAAAAACAAAUGCAACAGGUUCAACAACUUUUACAAUGAUACAACCAAGUAGUUAUUUUACAUUAAAUUUAAGAACAACAAAUAUAUUUGCAAAAGGUGCAAGAUCAUUAAUACUCACUUGGACAGUUGGUAGCGAAAUUAGAAAAUUCACAUUACCAAUUGUUAAACAAGCACCUGUACCUGCAAAUAUUACUUACAGUGGUAUUGCAUCGAAUCAAGUCGAAAUAAAUGGUGAAUUCUUUACAUACAACAUUACAGAUGUUUCGGUUUUAGUAAGUGGUAAUGAUUGUCUUGUAACUUAUACAACAUUCAACCAAAUCAAAUGUACAUUAACAAAAGGUUUAAAUGAAAGUAUUGUAUUACCAGUUGAUUUUAUUUUUGUUGACAUUAUUGUAGGUGGAAACAAAACAAGUGUUUAUGUUAGAUUACAAGAAACAUCAUAUAUAAACAAUAAAAAGUGUAACCCUGAACUAUGUACUUCCAAUACAUAUUGUAAUUUAAAUGAUGGAAUUUGCUAUCCACAUUUAGAUUGUAUUUCAGAUUGUACAAUAAACAAUGCAGUUUGUAAUCAUGUUAGUGGGUUGUGUGAUUGUAGGAAUAAUUGUAGUAAUGCAGGUUUAUGCAAUGGUGUAGAUGGUACUUGUUCGUGUAAUUCUGGUAGAUUAUUCAACGAUUGCAGUGGUAUUCAAUGUACAGGUACACCAAUUUGUUCAAAUCAUGGUACUUGUGAUACCUCAAACGGAAAAUGUAAAUGUGAAUCAAUUAUAUGGGUUGGCAAUGCAUGUCAAGAUACUCAACAUUAUGUAAAUGCAAUUACACCAUCAAAUGAAAAUGGUGGUAAAGUUUUAUUAUUUGGUUGGUUUGGUUCAACUCAUUCAAAUGCAUCAGUAAUAAUUGGCUCACAAGAAUGUAAUAUAACUUCAAUAAAUCAAACUGUAAUAGAAUGUGAUAUUGGUCAUGGAAAAGGAAUAGUACCAACAUAUGUUUCCCAAAAUUCUUUGGAGUGGUCAAGUCAGACAAUGUAUAAAUAUUUAUCAAUACAAUUGAAAUGUCCAAAUGAUUGUACAAGUAAUUUAAAUGGUAAUUGUGAUACAACUAAAGGUGUUUGUGUUUGUAUUGGUAACUUUACAGGUAUUGAUUGUGGUUCAUAUCCAACUAGUAAUCCAUCAGAUGGAAGUGGAAGUGGACCAAAAACAAAUACAACAGUGGAUGAUAAUACUGGUAGUGGUUCAAUUAACAAUGGUAAUGUAGAUUACCAAGUAUCAAUCACUUCACUAUUAGAAAUUGGAUUUGAUGGUAGCACAAUUAAAGAAUACAACCUAACUAAAUUAUGGGAAAAGCCAAGCAAUAUUAACAAUCCAAACCCUAAUAUACAUACUUUUACACAAACAAUUGAAGGUAAUUGUACAAUCACUUCAACAAUUGAAGAAGUUUCAAAAGAUAAAGAAUUUUCAUUUGCUGGUAUUGACUUUACAGUUUCAGGAGGUUCAUUAAAAUUAUCAGUUCAAAUUUUAAAUUAUCCAUAUAGUUCAACAUUAAAUACAUUACAACUAAGAAUGAAAUCAUCAGCUUUAAAUUAUUCAACACCAAAAUGUGGUAGUACUCAAGAUGAUGAAAAAGUUUCAAUAGAUUCAAAUGGAUUCACAAAUGAAAAUGAUAAUUUAAACUAUUUAACAAUCACAAAGAAUAAUAGAAAACUUUAUGGUCGUUUCCUUUCAAAAAUGUUAUCAGAUGGUAGAUCAACAUUUACAACAAGUAACAUCAUUUCAACAACUGAUGUCGAUGUUACUGUUGCAUUAAAUUUACCACAUUGCGAUAUCUGUUUAUUAGAUCCUGAUUUUUCAAUUCUUUUAAAUUCAAAUGUAAAAGAUAAUGAAGAAACAUGUGAAGAUGAAACUAAAGAUACAAAAAUAUCAACCACAACAAUUAUUGCGAUCUGUGUAUCAGUGGGGGGUGCUGCAAUUAUAGGUGCUGCUGGUUAUCUUUUGUAUAGAAAAAAAAUUGUUGAAGUUUUACCAUCUUCAAUGUCAAAUUCAAAAUUAAGAAAACUAAAUGCAAAAUAG